AUGUUAAUGUAAGUGGUUUUAUUUUCACACGUUAAGUUUGUCUCUUAAAAUGCAAUCUCAAAGAUAUUAUGUAUAGUUGUGGGUAGAACACACCCUCUGCUUUUUGUAAGACCACUUAUUCAGGGUAAAUUUGCCUUUAUGGUAUCUCUAAAUAGUUCGCUGUACCCUGGUCCGUUUGAUAUCACAUUGAAAAUUCCAAUAAAUUUUUGUUAGAUCAUAAAAAUGUAAAUUUUCUGACUAUCAGCCAGUCGAGCAAGCGGUUUUCAUCGUACCUUUAUUAAAAAAAUGGCAUACAUAUAUAGCCGCUUUCCAGCAUGUCUAUGUAUUCGAUAUCUCAUCAUGAGAUUGUUCAUUCUCUUCCUGCUGUUCGUUGCUGCUUCUCAAGCUUCCGUAAUCCCAGAGUGCAUGAACGACGAGGACUGCGCUCACAUGCAAUGCAAGGUUGGAGAGAGACCCGCAUGUGUUGCCAGAAUUCCUAUGGGCCACUGUAGAUGCGUGCCGGCCGGCAAAUAACGAUUGCCUGAUUUUGUUCUUGAAUACACAAUAAACGCCAUGGUAACUCAUGAAGUCGUUGUAAGCAGAGAGUGCCACGGCUCCGGAGCCGGCCCUUGGCUCCGGCUCUGAGCGGUUCUGGCUCCGAGCCGGGAGCCAGAGCCGGAGCCGGAAAUUUUGGGGUCGGCUCCGGCUCCCGAGCCCGAAGUCGGGGCCAGGCUUCCCAGCGGUCAGAAAAGUAAAAAUUUUGUGAUCUUGUUAAACCAAAUUGCAUGAAAAACACUGCGGAGGAUGUGGCUUGACUGCAAAGACGUUGCUUUUCUAUUCCGCGCAGUGAUUGGCGCGGCGACAUCUUGCUCAUUAUUUUCCCGACAGAAUAGGGAAAAAUACCGGUAAAUACCAGUGAUUUAUUUACUUGUAUUACUUUUGGGUUUUAUUUCUUGUGCCGGAUAAUUAAAUAGUAAUAUUUGAAUCCUUUUCGGGAGUGUUUGUUUGGGCAUAAUCAGGUCUUUGGCCGAGCUUUUUACCUCUAGAACGUAGACGGAGUUCUAGUACAGACCGAUAUAACAAAUUUUGCCGAAAGGCCCAGUAAAAUUACAGGAUUUCCUCAAAAGUUGGGUCCUUUGAUUGGGUGGAUCAUUCAAAUCUAAUCCAAAAGCUAAGGACGCGACAAGUCGUUACGGCCUGCCAGAAGCCGAGUACAUAUUCGGAAAUUCACAGGAAACCUACUUCAAGAAACAAAGACGGUUUUCGUAGAGCCGGUUUUGUUUCUGCAAAGCGCAAUAUUCCGAUGCCGCAUAUUAAGUCGCGACAUAAAGUCCGUAGAUUUUUUUCGCCGACGUCGCGGGUACAAUCGCCGAAAAGUGCAUGUCGCUAGUGCAAGUCGCAGCAAGUUGCCGCGCAUCAAAAUCCAGCCGCCGCUAGCCAUCGCAGAGCGAUGAUGUGCGAUUCCCUGACCCGGCGUUAUUUUCCCGACCGACUGAUAUAUUGCAGAAACAUCCUAUAUCCCAACAACAUCCCAUUCGGCUUGGGAAAUUAGGUUCUAAACAAAUUACAGUACAGAAAUUGGGCAUCAAUUCUAAAAAUCCGUUUAUUCAACACUCGAAAGAUUGUCCAUUAUGCAUCAUUAUGUCAGCUAGGAGAUGCCUGGAACACAUUGGCAAGAUUUGUGUUGGAGACAAGGUCUUGAUACAGGGCUUUUAUACUCCAUUUUUUAAUAAGAAUAUUGACAACCGCGUAAAUUUGCUUGAUGGUAUCUCUAAAUAGUGCGCUGUAAACUGGUCCGUUUGAUAUCACAUUGAACAUUCCAAUAAAUUUUUGUUAGAUCAUAAAAAUGUAAAUUCUCUCACUAACAGCCCGUCAAACAUGCGGUUUUUAUCGUACCUUUAUUAAAAAAUCGCAUAUAUAUAGCCGCUUUCCAGCAUGUCUACGCAUUCGUUAUAUUUCAUCAUGAGAUUGUUCAUUAUCUUCCUCCUGUUCGUUGCUGUUUCUCAAGCGUACGAAGCAGAGUGCAAAACGGACGAGGACUGCGCUAAAAUAGAAUGCGGGGUUGGAUGGAGACCCGUAUGUAUUCCCAGAUUUCCCAAUGGCUUCUGUAGAUGCGUGCCGGUCGGCAGAGGAUGA
Messenger RNA from Bursaphelenchus xylophilus (pine wood nematode), 2115 nucleotides. NCBI's taxonomy places the organism in Eukaryota, Metazoa, Nematoda, Chromadorea, Rhabditida, Aphelenchoididae. The record is from the annotation of a GenBank genome assembly.